AUGGGCUCAAAGCGAAGUGUACCCUCAAGGAGCCAUUCUCUCAGCACCUAUGAAGUCAUGUUUGCAGCUCUCUUUGCCAUAUUGGUGGUGCUCUGUGUUGGGUUAAUUGCAGUGGCCUGGCUGUCAAUCAGGGGAUCAGAAAGAGAUGCAGCAUUUGGAAAAAGUCAUGAAGCCAGAGGGACAUUGACAAUAACAUCCGGAGUUACAUAUAAUCCUAAUUUGCAAGACAAACUCUCAGUUGAUUUCAAAGUUCUUGCUUUUGACAUUCAGCAAAUGAUAGAUGAUAUCUUUCAAUCAAGUAAUCUGAAAAAUGAAUAUAAAAACUCAAGAGUUUUACAAUUUGAAAAUGGCAGCAUUAUAGUCAUAUUUGACCUUCUCUUUGCCCAGUGGGUAUCAGAUGAAAAUGUAAAAGAAGAAAUGAUUCAAGGCAUUGAAGCAAAGAAAUCCAGCCAACUGGCCAUUUUCCAUAUUGAUGUGAACAGCAUUGAUAUUACAGACAAGCUAACUACCAGCAGUCCUCUGGCAACUCCAGGACAUGUCUCAGUAGAGUGCCCACCUGAUUCAAGGCUGUGUGCUGAUGCUCUAAAUUGUAUAGCAAUUGAUUUAUUUUGUGAUGGAGAAUUGAACUGUCCAGAUGGCUCUGAUGAAGACAAUAAAAUUUGUGCCACAGCUUGUGAUGGAAGAUUUUUGUUGACUGGAUCUUCUGGGUCCUUCGAAGCUGCCCAUUAUCCAAAGUCUUCUAAUCCAAGUGUUGUUUGUCGGUGGAUUAUACGUGUAAACCAAGGACUUUCCAUUCAACUGAACGUUGAUUAUUUUAAUACAUAUUAUACAGAUGUAUUAAAUAUUUAUGAAGGUGUGGGUUCAAGCAAGAUUUUAAGAGCUUCUCUCUGGUCAAAUAAUCCUGGCACAAUUAGGAUUUUUUCCAAUCAAGUUACUGCCACUUUUCUUAUACAAUCUGUUGAAAAUGAUUAUAUUGGCUUUAAUGCAACAUACACUGCAUUUAACAGCAAAGUGCUUAAUAAUUAUGAGAAAAUCAACUGUAAUUUUGAAGAUGGCUUUUGUUUCUGGAUCCAGGAUCUAAAUGAUGACAAUGAGUGGGAAAGGAUUCAGGGAAACACCUUUCCUCCCUCUACUGGUCCAAAUUUUGAUCACACUUUUGGCAAUGAUUCAGGAUUUUACAUUUCCACCCCAACUGGACCAGGAGGGAGACGAGAAAGAGUAGGACUUUUAAGUCUCCUUUUAGACCCCACUUUGGAACCAGUCUGCCUUAGUUUCUGGUAUUAUAUGUAUGGUGAAAAUGUCUAUAAACUAAGCAUUAAUAUCAGCAGUGACCAAAACAUGGAGAAGACAAUUUUCCAAAAGGAAGGAAAUUAUGGAGAAAAUUGGAACUAUGGACAAGUAACAUUAAAUGAGACAGUGGAAUUUAAGGUUGCUUUUAAUGCAUUUAAAAACCAGUUCCUGAGUGAUAUAGCAUUGGAUGACAUUAGCCUAACAUAUGGGAUUUGCAAUGUGAGUCUUUAUCCAGAACCAACUUUGGUCCCAACUCCUCUGCCAGAACUUCCUACGGACUGUGGAGGACCUUUUGAACUGUGGGAGCCAAAUACAACAUUCAUGUCUAUGAACUUUCCAAACAACUACCCUAAUCAGGCUUUCUGUGUUUGGAAUUUAAAUGCACAAAAGGGAAAAAAUAUUCAGCUUCACUUUCAAGCAUUUGACUUAGAAAAUAUUGCAGAUAUUGUUGAAAUCAGAGAUGGUGAAGGAGAUGAUUCCUUGCUCUUAGCUGUGUACACAGGGCCUGGUCCAGUAAAGGAUGUGUUCUCAACCACCAACAGAAUGACUGUGCUUUUUAUCACUGAUGAUGUGAUGGCAAAAGGGGGAUUUAAAGCAAAUUUCACUACUGGCUAUCACUUGGGGAUUCCAGAGCCCUGCAAGGAAGACAAUUUUCAGUGUAAAAAUGGAGAGUGUGUCCCACUGGUGAAUCUCUGUGACAGUUUUCCACACUGUAAGGAUGGCUCAGAUGAAGCACAUUGUGUGCGUCUCUUCAAUGGCACGACAAACCGUGGUUUGGUGCAGUUCAGAAUACAGAGCAUAUGGCAUGUAGCUUGUGCUGAGAACUGGACGACCCAGAUUUCAAAUGAUGUUUGUCAGCUAAUGGGACUAGGGAGUGGAAACUCAUCCAUGCCAAUCUUUUCUACUGGACAUGGACCGUUUGUACAACUAAACACAACACCUAAUGGCAGCUUAAUACUAACACCAAGUAAACAGUGCUUAGAGGAUUCACUGAUUCUGUUACAAUGUAACCAUAAAUCGUGUGGAAAAAAACUGGUGGCUCAAGAAGUUAGCCCAAAGAUCGUUGGAGGAAAUAAUUCCCGAGAAGGAGCCUGGCCUUGGAUCGUUGCUGUGUAUUAUAACGACCGGCUGCUCUGUGGGGCUUCUCUGGUCAGCAGGGACUGGCUGGUGUCGGCCGCCCACUGCGUGUAUGGGAGAAAUUUAGAGCCAUCUAAGUGGAAAGCAGUCCUAGGCCUGCAUAUGACAUCGAAUCUGACUUCUCCUCAAAUAGAAACUCGGUUGAUAGACCAAAUUGUCAUAAAUCCACACUACAAUAAACGGAGAAAGGACAGUGACAUUGCCAUGAUGCAUCUUGAAUCGAAAGUGAAUUACACAGAUUAUAUACAACCUAUUUGUUUACCCGAAGAAAAUCAAGUUUUUCCUCCUGGAAGAAUUUGUUCUAUUGCUGGCUGGGGAACACUUGUAUAUCAAGGUCCUCCUGCAGACAUACUGCAAGAAGCUGAUGUUCCCCUUCUAUCAAAUGAGAAAUGCCAACAAGAGAUGCCAGAGUAUAACAUUACAGAAAAUAUGGUGUGUGCAGGCUACGAAGAAGGAGGUGUAGAUUCUUGUCAGGGGGAUUCAGGAGGACCACUCACGUGCCAAGAAAACAACAGAUGGUUCCUGGUUGGUGUGACCUCAUUUGGAUACCAGUGUGCACUGCCUAAUCGCCCAGGGGUGUGCUCCCGGGUUCCGAGGUUCACAGAAUGGAUACAAAGUUUUCUACAUUAGAGUGUUUCCUGAAGCAAAGAUGAAAAUCAGGCAGUUUUCCCAUUCCACUUUAAGAAGCAUGGAAAUUGAGAGUUUUGAAAAAAUCAUUUCUAAAAGCCUUGAUUCUUUACCUAAGCCACUGAAAUGCU
Messenger RNA from Aethalodelphis obliquidens (Pacific white-sided dolphin), 3185 nucleotides. RefSeq names its product transmembrane serine protease 15 (gene TMPRSS15). Lineage: Eukaryota; Metazoa; Chordata; Mammalia; Artiodactyla; Delphinidae. Gene Ontology annotation, cellular component: membrane. Gene Ontology annotation, biological process: proteolysis. Gene Ontology annotation, molecular function: serine-type endopeptidase activity; protein binding. The coding region runs from base 1 to 3057 and encodes 1018 amino acids. The transcript is spliced from 25 exons. The record is from RefSeq and is a predicted model, not a curated record.